AUGGCAGGUUUAACUAUACAAGAUAUCCUACAAAUGACACCGAAGUUUUGCAAUAUGCAUCUCCAGCCUCUAGUGGCUUUGGAUGGAGGUGCUCUCACUCUUCUCACCGUCCAGACCAAUUUAUUCAUCGGUACAUUGGCUCCAUUUGCCAUGCAACGCCCAGAGCUUCGUUCCAUUCUGAAAGCUGCCAUGAACUUUGAAAUAUCUGGUCAAUUUAUGCUUACCGAAGUUGACCAUGGACUCGACGCGCGCAACCUUCGGACAACGGCUACUAUCAUGCCUGAUGGCGAUAUCAAUCUCCAUACCCCUUCACCCGAUGAUGCAAAAGUUAUGCCUCCGGCCACGCCUAGAAGCGGGAUUCCCAUUGUUGCCAUUGUAAUGGCUCGCCUUGUCGCUGAAGGCAACGACUGUGGGGUCAGGCCCAUUCUUGUUCAGAUCGGAGAUGGCAAUCAGAUGUGCCAAAAUAUCAUAUCAAAGGCAUUGCCUACAAGAACCGGAACUCAUCCCAUUGACCAUACCGUAACUUACUUCAGUCAUGUACGCUUACCCCGAUCUGCCCUACUAGGGAGCAUAGAAGGGACAGGCGACAAACGCGCAGACUUUGCAUCAGCGAUUCACCGUGUUGCCGUUGGAACUCUUUGCAUCUCCGGCUCCGUCAUUCCAUUCCUCAAGGUUGCAUCUUAUGUUGCAGAUCAAUACAGUCGUAACAGACUCAGUCUCCCGAUCCUUCAUGCCGUGGCACAAUAUAGCAUUCUUGAGUCGUUCUUCAUUUCCGCCGCGAAAUCAUUUGGCGACAUGAGCCUUGAUCCUAGAGUGCGCCAUGGUAUUGCUACUGCUUUCAAGGCAGUGGCUAUCAAUCACUUCAGCAAGAGUAUCAAAGCUAUGAAUGAGCGAUGCGGAUGGCACGGCCACUUUGCGCAUAACCAAUUGCUUCAGCUGGAGCUGGAAAUGAGAGGUGCAUCAACCGCAGAAGGCGAUCUGCGGGUUCUUGCUAUUCGUCUCGCAUCCGAGUUAUUGAUUGGUCGAUAUGAACUGCCACCACCAAGGUCUCCCACGAGCUUUGUUGCCCAACAUGAGACUGCUCUAUUCUCCGAAGCAAAAUCCCUUCUUCAACACUCUGCUCAGGGCAAUCACCGAAGUGAAAGCUUCAACCGGAACAUUUUACCACUUUGCCUUCCAUUGGUCGAAGCUAUCGGUUAUCGAAUGGCAUUCGAGGCCGCCCAGGAGGCCAAUGUUAAUCCUAAGCUCGUGCAACUUUACCAAGCCGGAGUCAUCAAGGAAGACCCCGCUUGGUAUGCUGAACAAGGUGGGCUGUGCCGAGAUGUCCAACGAGAGAUGGAAUCCCACGCAGUAGAUGACUUGCUUCCUCAUCUGCAGAACAUCAUGCAGGAAUCUGGCAUGCAGGAUUAUUGCAACGCUCCCAUGGCAUCAAAGUUUUUGUGGGAUGGCUUUGUUGGUAGAUUGGAGACGUUCAAGGGUAAUGCGCCUCCCGACUUGCUGGCUCGACUUUGA
This is a messenger RNA of Penicillium salamii, 1512 nucleotides long. NCBI's taxonomy places the organism in Eukaryota, Fungi, Ascomycota, Eurotiomycetes, Eurotiales, Aspergillaceae. The record is from the annotation of a GenBank genome assembly.